AUGGAGAAAACACUGUGGAUUUUGAUUAUUUUCUUGGCUAUUGGACUUACCAAAACAGCGAAUAUUCUCAUCCUUCUUCCACUUCCACUUUAUAGUCAUACAAACACUUUUUUGCCUAUUUUUAAAGAAUUGGCUACACGAGGCCAUAAUAUCACAAUGGUGUCACCAUAUCCUCAAAAACAAAUUCUUCCUAACUGGACUGAUAUCACGAUUGAUAUUUCAAUAUUCAAGAUUUUCAUGGAUGAAACAAUUAAAGAAUUUAUGAGUCAUAAUGUAUAUUUGUUUUACUUUGCAUUCUGGAGAUUUUGCUCCAAUGUCAUGGAAUUGGCAUACCAGGAUAAAAAUCUGCAAAAACUCAUUCAUAGUGAAGAACUUAGUUAUGAUUUGUUGAUUCUUGAACCAUUCUUUGCUCAAGAAUCACUUAUAGCUUUUGGACAUAAAAUGAAUGUGCCUGUUAUUGCUCUGCAUCCCAUAUCACUGUCUCCUUGGCCUGCUCAUUUGAGUGGCAAUGAAUUUUCAUUAUCUUUGUCCCCAAAUUAUCGUACUGGAUAUACAAGCCGUAUGACCCUAACUCAGAGAUUAGAUAAUACAUUUAUUAAUUUAAUAGAAUUCUUCACAGCCUAUUUUCUUUAUUUGCCGCAGCAGGAAAAGUUAAUGGAAGAUUACAUGGUAUAUCCUGGCUACAAAAAUAGGCCACCUAUUCUUGAUAUGUUAAAAAAUGUAUCUUUAACUUUAAUAGAUUAUCACCAUUCAGUAGGAUAUGUUAAUCCCUUACAACCCAAUACCAUACCAGUUGGAGGCCUCAGUUUAAAGCAUGCUGAUCAACUGCCUAAAGACUUAAAAGACAUUAUUGAAGAGUCUAAUAGCGCUGUGAUUUAUCUUAGUUUUGGUUCCCAUGUUAGUGGAGGAGACGUAUCAGCAAAAAUACUAAAAGCUUUAUUAGAGGCUUUUGAAAAAUUAGAUCAAAGGGUGCUGAUGAAAUGGGAAAAUGUAAACAUUGCUAAUAAACCAAAGAAUGUUGAAAUUAGAAAAUGGUUUCCACAACCAAGUGUUUUAGCUCAUCCUAAUGUUCAUCUUUUCAUAUCACAUGGUGGCCUGCAUGGUAUCACUGAGGCUUCCUUUUAUGGAGUCCCAAUUCUAGGAAUUCCUUUCUUUUCUGAUCAAGAAUAUAAUUUACGAUUUGUGGAACAAUUGGGUACUGGCUUAACUCUGUUACAAAAAGAUGUUAGUAAAGAUAGUCUACUCAAUGCCAUUCAUGAAUUGUUAAAUAAUUCUAGUUACAGAGAAACUGCACUGAAAAGAUCACAAAUUGUAAAUGACAGGCCGCAUUCGGCACUUGAGUCUGCUGUUUAUUGGGUUGAGUAUGUGCUGAGACAUGAGGGAGCUAGGCAUCUGAGACCAGCUAGGUUAGAUCUUUCAAUUCAUCAGCUUCUUUUAUUUGAUAUCAUGCUGCUAUUUUCAUUUACCGUGGUGAUCAUAACUUUAAUAAUAGUAGUGUGUAUAAAAUGUUCAUUUUUACUACUUACAAAAAUGAAAAAUAGAAGUAAAAAAAACAUGUGAUGCUUCUUUUCCUGUACAUUAUGAACCUCCUACAUAAUGAAUUGGUACUAAUUUUCCUUUAUGAAAUUUCUUGUGAACACAAUAAAU
Nezara viridula (southern green stink bug) is the source of this 1647-nucleotide messenger RNA. Lineage: Eukaryota; Metazoa; Arthropoda; Insecta; Hemiptera; Pentatomidae. The record is from the annotation of a GenBank genome assembly.